This is a messenger RNA of Sipha flava (yellow sugarcane aphid), 1676 nucleotides long. Its product is annotated as probable palmitoyltransferase ZDHHC24. The transcript has 2 exons. The coding region runs from base 696 to 1553 and encodes 285 amino acids. Gene Ontology annotation, molecular function: palmitoyltransferase activity. Lineage: Eukaryota; Metazoa; Arthropoda; Insecta; Hemiptera; Aphididae. The record is from RefSeq and is a predicted model, not a curated record.
UAAAUGAAAUGUAGAUAAGUACCUACUGUGUCUUAUUAGUAAUUCUUAGAUAGCAGUUGUAUAUUAACUCUAUUCAAAGUAGCCCCUCUCGAAAAUAUUUUCUGUAUAGUGUAUUGUACAGUGGGGUAGGUAAGGGAGGGGGAUUGAGGGUAAACCCUUUGCCAAUUUCCUUCUAGUAAAUAAAAACAAUUAUUACCUACCUAAAUAUAUCAAACUCCCUCUCCUUCAUAAAUAAUCUUUACCUACACCACUGAGAAUCUACCAUUGUUAAUGGACAUACUUAGACAAUUAUCAAUAAAUAUAGUAUAGGUAUUUUAAUUAUACUCUUAUCUAUUAAAUUUUCAUCCCUUAGAAAAAUAUGAAUUGACGUCCCUUGGACAUUGUACAAGUACUUUUUUAAUUACAAGUUGUUGUAAGAGACAGGACCAUAGAUAUAUCCUUAUAUGUCUAUAUAGAAUACGUCUUAAUAAUAUACGCGUUUUACGUGUUUGCAUGCGUAACCAUAGUAAAUGUUUCAAUUGAUUGAGACAAGCUGAUAACAGUAUUUACUCAAAUUACACUAACACCCCUCACUAGCAACACAGAAUAAAUUAUAUUUAAUCUAUUCUGUACUAGCACCAUAGCAUCUUUAGCAGUAUAGAUACACUCGGACAACGUCAACCGAGUGAUAGAGAAAAAGUGAGUGUGUUCAGAUCAUGUGGAUUUUGAACCCAUUAUGGAAAUUUCUGAAGGCUGUGAGAAAAAAGAGUUAUGUAGAAAUGAUAUUAUGCAUUUUCCUGUUGGUGUUGAUACCUACAUACUAUUGUAUUGAUGUAUUUCACAUAUUACCGUACAUGUAUCAGCUUCCAUCGGUCUGGUAUUUGAUGCAUGUGCUGCUUUUAACAUUUAUGGUUUUCAACAUAUUGACGAAUUUCAUUGCUGUAAUAUAUGCAGAUUCGUCGAUAGUGGGACGACUGCUUAUUUUGUCUGAACACGCAUCAACAGAUAAUAAUAUUAUGUACUGCAAUAUUUGCCAAUGUGCUAUGCCUCUAAGAUGUUGGCAUUGUGACGUAUGCGACAUUUGUAUUUUGACUAGAGACCAUCACUGUACUUUUAGCACAACAUGCGUGGGUCAUUACAACAGACGGUACUUCUUGUGGUUUUUGCUGUACUUUUCGACAGCUAGUUUUUAUGAGAUAAUUUUGAUUGGUUACUAUAUAUACUGUGAAGUAACCAUUCAAUUUUCAGACCUGAUGGUUUUAAUACCGAUCCAGUCAAUAAUAACCGGCUUCCAUUUAACUAUAGGCCAAAUUUUUGUAGUUUUACUUGCAUUGAAUCUUGUAGCCAUAUCCAUGUCAACAUUGUUAUUAAUUUAUCACUUGGAUAAGGUAUGCAAAGGUCAAGUAUGCCAUGAAAAACAAGAUGAUCAAUACAAUUUUGGCUUAACACAUAAUCUGGAAAAUGUUUUUGGAGAAAAAUGGUAUAUAACGUGGAUUUCACCAUUUAUCAAGUCCAAGUUACCUUGUAAUGGAAUUGACUGGCAGAAACAUAUUAAUCAGUAUAAAAGAGAUUAAGUCGAAAUUAUUUUGAAUUAACCAAUCUCUUUAUGAACAUUGUAACUUUACUAUCUGUGAUAUACAAACUCAAGUAUGCCUAAUACAAUUUAAGUUUUAAUAGAUUAUAAAUUUAUGUUUUUG